AUGAACUUGGGAGCCUGGACUUGCUCACUCUUGACUGACUUGUGUCCAUCUCUUGCCAUCGGCGUCAUCGUUACUCGUAAGCCUCCUGUCGACUCUAUAGAUUUCCUUGGCUUCGGUAUAUAUUACCCUGACAACGAUAUCCGCCGAAUCGUUUCUAAACAUCAUCAACCGAGUGCCAGACAUGACCCACCGAAACGCAAACACGAUAUGGACAUGCAAUGUCUGCUCUGCCACUUUCCAGCGGUUAGACCAUCUCAAGCGUCAUUCAGCAGCACGUACGUGUAUAUCCUCAGAAGAGGGAAACCGCCGGAGAUAAGCGAUGUGCUAAACCACAACAGACAGGGCGGAAAGGCCUUUUCUUUGCGAUUUUUGUGGUUCUAUAUAUAA
This is a messenger RNA of Aspergillus puulaauensis, 387 nucleotides long. RefSeq lists its product as uncharacterized. Bases 1 to 387 code for a protein of 128 amino acids. The transcript has a single exon. Lineage: Eukaryota; Fungi; Ascomycota; Eurotiomycetes; Eurotiales; Aspergillaceae. The record is from RefSeq and is a predicted model, not a curated record.